GGACUCGACAAGAAGUGGAAAUUAUAUCUUCCAUCGUCAAAAAACAUUUAGAGACCAUCUGAAAGGUAUAUCAUUACUAUCAUUUUCGUAGUAUUUAUCAUUCACAAGAAGAUGAGGUAGAUGAGUAAGCGUGAGCAAGACGCAUUUUCUGCAGGGCGCAAGCGACUAACGGCGUCAGCGUAAUCUGACCGACACCAAGAUGCGGCGACGUCUUUCGCUGUGGCCAUGCCUGUUUCUCGCAUCAACGUGUCAGGCCUUGAAGAUCCGAUUCGGUGGCAAGGAGUAUACCAUUCCACUGUUAUGACGGGGCUUCAUCUAUCAAGAUUCUAGUCGGUGUAACUACAACAGACCAGCUUGCACUUGCGUUUCGUCUUUGUUGUCUGCUCCUCUAAUUUUCAAAGCCAAUUUGAAGAUCUCCUCGAUUAUCGAGCAAGCGGUGGAGAAAAUACGUGACGCUGACUCGGCUGAUUUGGUGCAAGCCUUGCCCAUCGGACUGCCGGAUCUCAGGCUUGUGCGGGAUGGAAGGACGAUUUUGAGGUAUCUGAUGUAAGAGAUUUAAUAUUUCUCUAUAAGUGUGGGAAGAUGAUCUCUUCUAUUUCCGAUUGGCUAGUACCAUAAAAGUUCAUCCAAGAACUACUACUUGUACUUCCUUACUUUCAGGGGCAACUGGUGUGACCCGGCAUUGCUCGGUGAUAGAUGUUGCAACGCGGCAGGGAAAAUCGCAAAAGCUGGGGAUGUCGGGGUGCUUUGCGACGAAGCGUCGCGCACCGCAAAUUUCUACCAGUUGAAGGACAGCGAAGAACUGGAAUUGUUGUAUAUGAUGUAGAGGACGGAUCGCCCAUCUGAUGUGUAGCAUUUCUUCGUCCUCGUGCUUUUCAGUGGAUGUUUCUUGUUUUUUCCCAUACGAUGAGAAUCAAUAAUGUGAAGCAAUAAAAAAAUGCGAGUGUGCCACUGAAUAGAAUGCAAACCAAAACUGAUAUCGGAAAGACGUGCUGCUGCGUUACUUGUGACGAAUCUUUCUUGUCUUGGAUGAAGUGAGUCCUUUGGUGGUCAUGAAAAAUUCUGGUCUUGGAUGGUGAUCAUGGAUGAAGUGAGCCCUUUGGUGGUGCGGUUGAUGGUGCGGUGACCUGUGGAUGUGGCCACCGGUAUGAG
This is a messenger RNA of Amoebophrya sp. A25, 1152 nucleotides long. NCBI's taxonomy places the organism in Eukaryota, Dinophyceae, Syndiniales, Amoebophryaceae. The record is from the annotation of a GenBank genome assembly.